Passer domesticus (house sparrow) is the source of this 932-nucleotide messenger RNA. It is a transcript of the gene CYSTM1, whose product is annotated as cysteine rich transmembrane module containing 1. Lineage: Eukaryota; Metazoa; Chordata; Aves; Passeriformes; Passeridae. The transcript has 3 exons. Gene Ontology annotation, cellular component: extracellular exosome. The coding region runs from base 266 to 595 and encodes 109 amino acids. The record is from RefSeq and is a predicted model, not a curated record.
CUGUCCUGGGAGGGAGCAGUGCUGUGCUCCAGUGAGAUUGCAGAAGCUUUGGGGAAUGGACCUCCUUGGAAGCAUCUAGUCUGUUGUGUUCCUUAUGCUGAACAAAAGCUGCUGUUUCUGUCACUUAAAUAUCAGAGAGAGAGAUUUCCACUCUAGGAUUGUAAUGUAUUCUUGAGGUAUUAUUUGGUCUUACCAGCUAUUGAGGACAGUCCCUUGAUGUGUGGAAGUUUUUCAGCCCCUGACAAGGACAGAUUCUGCAUCCCACAUGAGCUACGAUAAUCCUCCACCGUACCCCGGCCCGGGCCCGACUGCCCCGUACCCACCCUAUGCACAGCAGCCAGGGGGGCCCCCUGGCCCCUACCCUGGCUAUCCCCCCGGGCCCUACCAGCCAGGCCAGCCAGGCUACCAAGGAUAUCCCCAGUAUGGAUGGCAGAACGCCCCGCCACCGCCGCCAGGACCGGUGUACGCAGACGGGCCCAAAAACACAGUGUACGUCGUGGAGGAGCGGCGGAGGGACGACACGGGCGAGAGCGCCUGCCUGACGGCGUGCUGGACCGCGCUCUGCUGCUGCUGCCUCUGGGACAUGCUGACCUGACCGCUGCCGCUCGCCGAGCGCUACGCAGGCUCCCCACGCCCGUCCCGACUUCUUUCUGUUACUGUAAUCAACGCUCUGCUUUGCACAGCCAACAGUUCCCGUCUGUCCGUCCUAGCGCCUUGUCGGGGUGGGGGGUGCACUCCUUUAUUUUAGUAAAGGAAAAAAAAAAUCCCUUUUUAACAUUUCUAAGACUUUUGUUGUAACUUUGAAGAAUGUGCUAAUGGUGUAUUUCAGCCAAGGGCAUUCUGAUGAAAUGUAUAUUUACCAGUUGAGAUUUUCCUAGCCCUAGAGACGAAGACGUACGCAAUAAUUAAAGCCAACAGUUGAUUUUUCUUCA